AUGUCCAAAGCCGUCGUCAAGACGACCUUCGAGGCGUCUCGAACGCUUCGUCCCAUCUAUACCGGAGGAAGCACCGCACUCGAUGCCAGUGGCCGCCUACUGGUCGCCUGCGUUAAUGAAGAUGCGCUCGUCGUUGACCUCGAAACCGGCGACCAGCUCGCUACGCUUGAAGGGGAUGGAGAGGUCAUUACCAGCUUAGCCAUCACCCCAUCGGCCUCGCACGUUAUUCUCUGCUCCCGAUCUAUGUCAAUGCGCAUAUACUCUCUCUCCCCUCGCGAUGACACCACUUCUACCCUUGAGACCAAGCUCGUUCGAAGCCUGAAACCCCACACGGCGCCAGUUGUAACGACCGCAACAGACCCAACCAGUACCCUGCUUGCGACCGGAGCUGCGGAUGGCUCAAUCAAAGUCUGGGAUAUUCGAGGCGGUUUUAUCACACACAGUUUCCACGGCCACGGCGGCGUGAUUACGGCUUUAUGUUUCUUCCAACCGCCAACCGCAGAGAACGACGGGAAAUCAUCCUCGAAGAAGAAGUCGAAACGCAAGGCUGCAGGUGCAGGCGACAAUGAAGACGAUGAGAUGAUGGACAUAGAUCCCGCUUCAACCACUGGUGCCUUCCGACUGGCCUCUGGUAGUGAAGAGGGCAAAGUGCGCGUGUGGGACUUGAAUAAAAAGAAAUCCAUCGCAUCGCUUGACUCUCACGUCUCAGUUGUGCGCAGCCUUUCAUACUCGUUAACGGAGAACGCCCUACUGUCCGCCGGCCGAGAUAAGACCGUCAUUGUGUGGGAUAUGCGAACAUUCAAAACCCGGAGGAUCAUCCCUGUUCUAGAGACCGCCGAGGCAGCCACAUUUGUUGCUGAAAGCGGACUAUGCUUGGUUGGAGGAGAGAAUGGACGGUUGCGUGUUUGGGAUUGUAACAGAGGAGGAGAGGUCACGGGAGACCAGGAAGCUGCGCCUGAAUUUGAGGCUGUGAUCGCGAUCCACUAUACUCCGGGGAUGCCUUUCGCUAUGACGGUACAUGCGGACCAAACCUUGAGGCUGCACUCCCUGGAUCCUCUAUCCGACCUCAAGCCUGGGUCUAAGAUUGAUCCGCUACCGAUUGUGAGGCGCAUCUCAGGAAACGAUGACGAUAUCAUCGAUCUCGCCUACGUCGGUCCUGACCGCUCUAUGCUUGCUCUGGCAACCAACACUGAGAGCAUUCGGAUUGUCUCUGUUGGUGCAUCCGAGUAUAAGCCAACAACAGAAAAGCAGGACUACUUUGGUGCUGAUGUCGCUCACCUGGAUGGCCAUGACGACAUCAUCAUCUGUAUUGAUGUAGACUGGUCCGGCCAUUGGCUUGCUACAGGUGCAAAGGAUAACACGGCACGUUUAUGGCGCCUCGACCCGGAUGGUUCAUCAUAUACAUGCUUCGCGCUUCUCACAGGUCAUGCAGAGUCUCUAGGAGCCAUCAGUUUCCCACGAGACUCGCCUCCUCCUGAUACACCAGCAUACAGGGAUCCAGUAAAUCACCCACCUCCAUUUGUCGUAACAGGUUCCCAGGAUCGUACAGUUAAGCGGUGGAACACCGGGAAGCUGGGUGCUGCCGAUGUCGACAGUCCUCACACACCAAAAGCGCUUUUUACUCGCAAGGCCCACGACAAGGACAUCAACGCUCUGGACGUAAGUCCAUCAUCAGCACUCUUUGCUUCGGCCUCACAAGACCGAACCGUGAAAAUUUGGUCUGCCGACGACGGAUCCGUCGUGGGUGUCUUACGCGGGCACAAGAGAGGUGUUUGGUCAGCACGUUUCUCUCCCAAGGGCACUCCAAUUCUCAGUGCAGAUGCCAAAAGCAGCACUAAUAGGGGUAUGAUUGUGACGGGCUCAGGUGACAAAACAGUGAAGCUCUGGAGCUUGUCCGACUACAGCUGUCUCCUUACGUUUGAAGGCCACACAAACAGCGUACUCAAGGUGCUUUGGCUUCCACCACCUGAUAUGUCCAGUAAAACCGAGGACGAUGACGACGAAGACGCAGCUCCCGCGAACACCAACUCUGUUCAACUCCGGCCCCUUAUCGCAUCCGCCGCCGCAGAUGGACUGGUAAAGGUCUGGUCCCCCUACACAGGUGAACUCGAAACAACUCUCGACAACCACACCGAUCGAGUCUGGGCAUUGGCCAGCCCUACACCAUCCGGAGCUCGCGACAACGCCAAGUCCUCCUCUACCUCCAAAUCCACCUCCCCCUACGCCAUCGCCUCCGGCUCCGCAGACUCAACAGUCACCUUCUGGACCGACACGACAUCCGCAACAUACACCGCCGCCGUCAAUGCAAACUCCGCCCGCGUCGAACAAGACCAGCAACUGCAGAACUAUAUCGUCGCAGGCGCCUACCGCGAAGCCAUUACUCUCGCCCUCCAGCUCAACCACCCCGGGCGCCUUCUCUCCCUCUUCAACACCGCCAUUGAUGCCGCCGACGAUCCUCACAACAGCGACAUCCCGAGUGAAGUUCGCGCAAACAGUCUCACCGGCAACCCGUCUAUUGACGAGGUCCUCCAAACUCUUGACCUCGCAAACCUCUACGCCCUCCUCCUCCGUCUCCGAGACUGGAACACCAAUGCGCGCCAAUCUAAAGUCGCACAGCGGAUCCUCUUCGCUCUCUUCCGGUCGUAUCCCGCCUCGAUCUUCGUUGAGCUUGCUUCUUCGAGCAUGGCUAAGCGGGGUGGUGAUGGACGAGCCGCAGCUGCCAUGAAGGAUAUUCUCCAAGCCUUGGCCUCAUAUACCGAGCGACACUACCGCCGUAUUGAAGAGCUUGAGGAUGAGAGUUACCUCGUCGAAUGGGUCCUUGGGGAGAUGGAUGGGGGUGUCGGUCUUAGUGCACUUGGAGCUCCGACACAGGGCAUUGACGGUUUUGACGACGUGCCUGAGCAAGAGAAAGAUGUGGCUAUGCUUGGUGCUUAA
Aspergillus mulundensis is the source of this 2934-nucleotide messenger RNA. Its product is annotated as U3 snoRNA-associated protein UTP13. NCBI's taxonomy places the organism in Eukaryota, Fungi, Ascomycota, Eurotiomycetes, Eurotiales, Aspergillaceae. The record is from RefSeq and is a predicted model, not a curated record. The transcript is spliced from 3 exons. Gene Ontology annotation, cellular component: nucleolus; small-subunit processome; 90S preribosome. Gene Ontology annotation, molecular function: U3 snoRNA binding; protein binding. The coding region runs from base 1 to 2934 and encodes 977 amino acids. Gene Ontology annotation, biological process: endonucleolytic cleavage in 5'-ETS of tricistronic rRNA transcript (SSU-rRNA, 5.8S rRNA, LSU-rRNA); endonucleolytic cleavage to generate mature 5'-end of SSU-rRNA from (SSU-rRNA, 5.8S rRNA, LSU-rRNA).